Messenger RNA from Anoplopoma fimbria (sablefish), 1783 nucleotides. RefSeq lists its product as uncharacterized. The record is from RefSeq and is a predicted model, not a curated record. The coding region runs from base 1 to 1242 and encodes 413 amino acids. The transcript has 8 exons. Lineage: Eukaryota; Metazoa; Chordata; Actinopteri; Perciformes; Anoplopomatidae.
AUGUCACAUGACCAUCCAGACCUGCAGGUGAAGGUGAUUCCCACCACAGACGGACAGACAGUAGCACUGAUAUGUAGCAGCAGCUGUCCUCUGACUGAAGAGCCUGCAGUCUACAUCUGGUACCAGAACAGAGAGGUCCUCUAUCAGGACUGGUCUCCCUGGUACCAACAGCUGGUCAGCAGUGAGGAAGCAGUCAGAUACUCCUGUGCUAUCAAAGGCUACGAGGACCUCAGAGCCCCUGAAGUCUCAGUGGAUUCUGUCACACGGAGCUGCUUUAAGGUGACCUAUGCUAAAGGGACAAUGUGUUCUAAUAAGCAGACAUCAGAGGAGGAGCCCUGCUCCAUCACAUAUCCAACAGAAUUACAUGUUCAAAGGAGUCCUACAGCCAACCCAAACCAUGUCAGACUGACCUUAAAAGGCCUGGAGGAUCUGCACUCUGCUGAAGUCUGUGUUUAUGAUGAGAACUGUUGGAGUGGGAAUUAUGUCAGCAGGAGAAUCUGUGCUCUGGAAGGUUCUUCAGUCAACAUCUCUAGUGAAUAUUCUUAUCCCAACUAUCAACCAACGUCUAAAUUAUGGCUGAAAAUAAAGAGAAGAGUGAAGGAAGACGUUAAAGAGCCACUUAAAGCUGAAGGUCGUGUGAAGUAUCAUGACAACAUGAAGAACCAACACAUCCUGACAAUCAGUAACCUGAAGAAGGAUGACUCAGCAGAAUACACAUUCACACUCCUAGAUGACCAUAGAUGGGUAUGGUCUGAUUCACCUGGAGUCACUCUGGUUGUCACAGGCCUGAAAGUGGAGUUGAGUCCUUCUGCAGUGGUGACAGAGGACCAGAGAGUCACACUGACCUGCAGUACCAGCUGUCCUCUGACUGACAACACAAACUACAUCUGGUUCUUCAACAGUCGACCUCUGACCCCGACAGAGAACCACAACAAACACCUGGUUCUGGACCCGGUCAGCAGUCAGCAUGCAGGAAGCUACUCCUGUGCUGUCAGAAGCCACAACAACAUCAGCUCUCAUGUAAAGACUCUCACUGUCCAGAGUAAAAGAGGACAAUGGACACCAGCAGCAGCUGCAGGAGUCCGUGCUGCUCUCCUGGUUAUAAUACCCCUCUCUGUCUUCUGCUGGAUCAGAAAGAAGAGGACUUCAGGUCAACCUCCAACAAAUGAAACCCACAUCCACAUGGAGCAGUUAAACCCUGGUCCUGUGUAUGAGGAGGUCUCAGCUCCACCAACAGAUUAGAAUCAUCUGGUCUACAGCAGAGUCCAGCCACAUCCAGAUCCAGAACCGGAUCAUGUGCUCUACGCUGCUGUGAACUUCAGACCCAACAGGACCGCUGAGUGAACUUCUGUUGUCUUUACUGAUGAGUCCCUCUACUUUGUCACCUUGCUCAUGAGGACGAGCAGCAGUGUUACAUAUUAUCUAUAUUAUUUCUCCAUCUGAUAGACUGAGAGCUGCAGACCAGACAUCUCUGGUCUAAACACACAAUACCCAUGAACCUUGCUUAAUACAUAUAUUUUCAAUUUAACUCAGCUAUUAGCUUCAGUGUGACGCAGUAACUUAGAUGGCUCAGCUCACAGCAAACAGUAAUAUGUUAGCUAGACUACUUAGUUUAACUUGUAUUUUCCCUGAUGGGUUGUUACACAUGAUGGUGUCCUCUCUUUUAGAGACUCUGUGGAUAGAACGUUGGACAGGGUGUAAAAUGAUUUAAAAUGUACUGAUAUUAAAUGUGACCUUUUAAAAUGUCUUCAGUUUGAACGUCUGUGCUGAUCUCCUGGUUUUC